AUGUUUCGGUAUCUAUUUUCAAAUGUUCGAAGAACCUCAACAUUUCCUAUUCGCAGAACCAGAACCUCAACUCCUGGUAGAACCUCAAAAUUUCCUAGUACUCGUAAAUCUUUAACACUUCCUGGUAGAACCUCGGCAUUUCCUGAUUCAACUCGCAGAACUUAUACCGUGUUAAACCAAAAGGUUACUUACACGCUAAAAGAAUUCCUAACAGAAUACGAAAGGAGAGCAAAAGAAGCUAGCGCAAGAAUGGAGAAGUUUAUUAAUGAUAAAAUCGAAAGCCUUAUCUCAAGUGUAAAUGAUAAAAUCGAAAGCCGUAUCUCAAAUGCUGAAAAUAAGAUGUUGUUGGGGCCAUAA
Molecule: messenger RNA, 357 nt
Organism: Funneliformis caledonium
Lineage: Eukaryota; Fungi; Glomeromycota; Glomeromycetes; Glomerales; Glomeraceae
Source: the annotation of a GenBank genome assembly